Molecule: messenger RNA, 2434 nt
Organism: Haplochromis burtoni (Burton's mouthbrooder)
Lineage: Eukaryota; Metazoa; Chordata; Actinopteri; Cichliformes; Cichlidae
Product: zinc finger protein 665
Exons: 4
Coding region: 347-1786 (479 amino acids)
Biological process (GO): regulation of DNA-templated transcription
Molecular function (GO): RNA polymerase II cis-regulatory region sequence-specific DNA binding; DNA-binding transcription factor activity, RNA polymerase II-specific
Source: RefSeq, a predicted model, not a curated record
UUCUGCACUCCCUGUAGUUUGAGAUGAUGAACCUCUUACUAUCAGCUCACCUUCUGUUUUGUAGAGUAUUUUUUAUCCAUUUUGUUUAAUAAAAUCUAUGAGGUUCAAAUGAAACGCCAAACUGCAGUUACUCUGUCAGUAGAGGUUCAGUAGUGCAGUUUUCACCGCUGUUGUUAACUGGAGGCUGACACACUGACUGAAGACAUUUAGUUUCAGUGGAUUUGAGCUUUCCAUCUCAGCUUCUUUUGGUCAAGGAUGAAAUACAUAUAAAUAUAUUUUUUGUUCCAGCUGAUCAUCAGGAGGAGACGAGCCAUUUAGACUCAGCUCAGCCACUACAGAGGAAACAAUGACUUCAACCCAAAAGGACCAACAUGAAGCGAGAAGUCAGCGCUCUCAGGAGGCCGACAAACCUCACAGAAGAAAGAGAGAGAAGAAAUAUAACUGUGACGAGUGUGGAAAAUCUUUUACCCUGGCUGGAAACUUGAAACGACACAAGCUGACCCACAGUGGAGUUAAAGCUUACAGCUGUGAGUUGUGUCGAAAGUUUUUCAACCAGGCUGUACAUUUAAAAAGACACAAACUCAUCCACAGUGGAAUUAAACAGUACAACUGUGACUUGUGUGGAGAUUUUUUUACCCACCCUGGAAGCUUGAAAAGACACCAACUCAUCCACAGUGUAGUUAAACCGUACACCUGUGACUUGUGUGGAAAUGCUUUUACCCAGGCUGGAAGCUUAAAAACACACCAACUCAUCCACAGUGGAGUUAAAGCGUACACCUGUGACUUGUGUGGGAAAUCUUUUACCCAGGCUCGACACUUAAAAGCACACCAACUCAUCCACAGUGGAGUUAAAGCACACAGCUGCGAUCAGUGUGGCAAAGCUUUUACUCACAGUAGCCACUUACAGAAUCAUCUAGCUACCCACUCUGGAAUUAAUAAGUACAGAUGUGACAUUUGUGGAAAAACUUUCAGUCGCAAUGGGGACCUAAAUAGACACAUCCGCAUUCACACUGGACAGGAUGUUUACUGCUGUGAUCAGUGUUGGAAACCGUUUACAACAGAUGCACAGUUACAAAGCCACAUGCUUACCCACACUGAGGAGAGACCUUAUAAAUGUGACCUGUGUGAGAAGACUUUUAAAUCUCCACGUUACCUGAAAAUACACCAACAGAUCCACACCAGGAAGAAACUCUACAAGUGCAGUUACUGUGAGGACCAACAUGGAGCGAGAAGUCAGCGCUCUCAGGAGGCCGACAAACCUCACAGAAGAAAGGGAGAGAAGAAACACACCUGUGACGAUUGUGGGAAGGGUUUUAUCAAGGCUAAACACCUGAGAGCACACCAACUCAUCCACAGUGGAAUUAAACCGUACAGCUGUGACUUGUGUGAAAAAUCUUUCACCCAACUUGGACACUUAAAAACACACCAACUCAUCCACAGUGGAGUUAAAGCAUACAGCUGUGAUCAGUGUGGUAAAUCUUUUGCUCUCAGUUGCACCUUAAAACGUCAUCGAGUUACCCACUCUGGAAUCAAAGCGUAUAGCUGUGACAUUUGUGGAGACACUUUCAGUCGGCUAGGGACCCGAAAUAUUCACCAACGGAUUCACACUGGACAUGAUGUUUGCUGCUGUGUUCAGUGUGGGAAACUGUUUACAACAGAUGCACAGUUACAACGCCACAUGUUGACCCACAAUGAGGAGAGACCUUAUAAAUGUGACCUGUGUGAUAAGACUUUCAAAUCUCCAAAGUCCCUGAGAAAACACCAAGAGAUCCACACCAGAAAGUAACUCGACAAGUGCAGUUACUGUGAGCAGAGCGACACAGAUGGAUCCAGUUCUCAACCCUGUCGUCACUGUGGUGGUGGGAAAGAGUUUCGCUGUGACCUUUGUGGAAAAACUUUCAGUCAUUCAAACACCCUAAAACUACAUCAACGUAGACACACUGGAGACAAAAUGAACUACUGCAAAGAAUGUGGGAGCGGCUUCCCCACUAUAAGUGAAUUAAAAAACCAUGAACUUUGUCACAGUGGGGUUAAAAAGCACGUCUGUGACCAGUGUGGGUCAUCCUACACCUCUGCAGGUGAGCUUAAUAGACACAAACGAGUCCACACAAGAGAGAAACCAUACAAGUGCAGACACUGUGACAGAAGUUUCUCGUACUCAGGGAGUCGUAACAAUCAUGAACGUACACACAUUGAAGGGAACUUCAGCUGUGACCAGUGUGACAAAAGGUUCAGUAAGCUCAGUUCAUACUCCAAACACAAACAAGCCCACGCUGCAAAUAAAUUGUUUCACUGUUACCAAUGUGCAAAAACAUUCACUUCAUUAUCUGCUCUGAGCAAACAUCAGCGUGAUCAUGAAAUCACUCCCAUCACUGGAUCACAAUGAAUCUGAAGAGACAGAAAGAUCCUCUUCUGGUUUCAGGGUCAGAGGUCU